This is a messenger RNA of Penicillium lagena, 747 nucleotides long. RefSeq names its product 3,4-dihydroxy-2-butanone-4-phosphate synthase. Lineage: Eukaryota; Fungi; Ascomycota; Eurotiomycetes; Eurotiales; Aspergillaceae. The transcript is spliced from 3 exons. The record is from RefSeq and is a predicted model, not a curated record. Gene Ontology annotation, molecular function: 3,4-dihydroxy-2-butanone-4-phosphate synthase activity. Gene Ontology annotation, biological process: aerobic respiration; riboflavin biosynthetic process. Gene Ontology annotation, cellular component: cytosol; mitochondrial intermembrane space. Bases 1 to 747 code for a protein of 248 amino acids.
AUGUCUAUAUCCGACCCAGAAUACCGAUUUGACUUGAUCGAAGAUACAAUCGCAGCUUUUACGCGGACUUCCGAGAGCAAUCAGUAUAAAACAGUUGACCUGUGGCUCAACGCAGAGAAUGGGGAGUUCGUCAUUGUGCUCGAUGACGAAGACCGAGAGAAUGAAGCCGACCUGAUUAUUGCCGCAGAGUCGAUCACACCUGCGCAGAUGGCAUUCCUGGUCCGCUUCACGAGUGGCUUAAUAUGCGCCCCCAUAGCCCCGGAGAUUGCCAUGCGCCUCGCUCUUCCCCAAAUGGUGACUGAAAAUGCCGACCCAAAGGGAACAGCCUACACAAUCACGAUAGACUCAAGUGCCGACUCUGUCACAACAGGAAUCUCCGCCGAAGAUCGCGCUCUAACAUGCCGUACGCUGGCUUCACCAACCUCCCACGUCGAAUCAUUUACACGGCCAGGACACAUCAUCCCGCUUCAAGCUCAGCCCGGCGGCGUGCGCCAGCGCAGGGGCCACACCGAGGCGGCAGUGGAUUUGUGCCGGCUGGCCGGAAAGGCUCCUGUGGGCGUUAUUGCGGAGCUUGUUGAAGAUGGAGAGAUUGUUGAAGGAAUUCCGGAGGUAGGUGGGAAUAAUGGAAUGAUGCGCCGGGAUGGGUGCUUGAGAUUUGGGAAGAGGUGGGGAAUUAAGACAUGCACAAUUGACAAAUUGGUAAAGUAUUUGGAUGCGACGGAGGGAAGAAUAAAUCGGAGACAUUAG